This is a messenger RNA of Microthlaspi erraticum, 303 nucleotides long. Lineage: Eukaryota; Viridiplantae; Streptophyta; Magnoliopsida; Brassicales; Brassicaceae. The record is from the annotation of a GenBank genome assembly.
AUGGAAAACAGAUGGAGAGAGGAGCGUGUUGGUAUUGGCUACGGGAUCAUCCUGUGGCGAAAACACGGCCGAAGAACAAAACUUUCCGUCAAAACGAAUGCAUUGCUUGAUAUUCGACUAGGAGGAGACGAGGAGUCUCACACGAAGGCGACCAAUUCAUUAUUCACGUGGAAGGGGAGGGAUUUUUACGAACUAUGUCGACCAAUUGCUCGAUGGAAUUCCCCACUGAGGAGUAAAGAAACUUUCAGCGAACAAGAGAUGGCUACUUGGUUGACUUCUUCUUAUCCCAAGUCUCCGUCUUAA